This is a messenger RNA of Apus apus (common swift), 1742 nucleotides long. It is a transcript of the gene IFT38, whose product is annotated as clusterin associated protein 1. Lineage: Eukaryota; Metazoa; Chordata; Aves; Apodiformes; Apodidae. The transcript is spliced from 13 exons. Gene Ontology annotation, cellular component: intraciliary transport particle B; centrosome; cilium. The coding region runs from base 60 to 1349 and encodes 429 amino acids. Gene Ontology annotation, biological process: cilium assembly. The record is from RefSeq and is a predicted model, not a curated record.
GCGCGGCGCGGCCUAGCGCGGCGGCGGGGAGGCGGCGAGGCCUGCGGGCAGCCCCGGGGAUGUCGUUCCGCGACCUCCGGAAUUUCACGGAGAUGAUGAGGGCACUGGGGUACCCCCGACUCAUAUCCAUGGAGAAUUUCCAUACCCCAAACUUCAUGCUCGUUUCAGAAGUGCUUCUGUGGCUGGUGAAAAGGUAUGAACCUCAGACUGAUAUUCCUCCUGAUGUGGAGACAGAACAGGAUCGGGUCUUCUUCAUCAAGGCAGUGGCUCAGUUCAUGGCCACCAAAGCUCACAUAAAGCUCAACACCAAGAAGCUGUACCAGGCAGAUGGUUAUGCAGUGAAGGAGCUGCUGAAGGUCACCUCUGUGCUCUAUGGUGCUAUGAAUACCAAGGAAGAGGAAUAUGCAGAUGUGAGUGAGGAAGACAGCAGCAAGUUCAAGUUUUAUCUUGGCUCAAAGAUUGCUGACCUGAAGGCAGCUCGCCAGCUUGCUUCUGAAAUCACCCACCAAGGAGCAAGUCUGUAUGACUUACUUGGCAAAGAAGUUGAACUAAGGGAAGCAAGAAGAGAAUCUAUUGCCCGACCUUUGGAGAUAAAUGAAGCUGAGAAGGGGAUGAAAAUUGCCAUUGACUGUGUUCUGGAACAAGUCCAAAAGACUAAAGACAUGUUGAAUAAUGUGGCUUUGGAUGAAGCCAAUUUGGAAGCCAGGAUUGAAAAACGAAAAUUGGAACUGGAAAGAAGCCAGAAGAGGCUCCAGACUCUGCAAAGUGUUCGUCCUGCUUUUAUGGAUGAGUAUGAGAAGAUUGAGGAGCAGCUGCAGAAACAAUACAGCACUUACCUGGAAAAAUUCCGGAAUCUGACCUACAUGGAGCAGCUCCUGGAUGAGCAGCGACAGACGGAGCAGGAGAUGUUUGAGGAAUCAGCAAACAUGCUGCGUCUUAUGCAGAACAGGCUGAGGGAAGAGGAACAACAGCACCUGCUGAAGAGUGGAAAUAGUGAUGAUUCUGACAUAGAGAUUCAAGAGGAUGAAGGAUCCAACAGUGAAGUAGAAGACAAGCACAACACAAAGCAGCACGUGGCCAUGGAAACACUGCUGCAAGGAAAAGCUGGCACACGGGUCGUGGGGACAAUGCAAGGUGGAGACACUGAGGAAGAUGGGAGAUCUGUCCCAGCACGGCCAAGCAUGCACAGGAUCAAGGCACAGGAGGACUCGGGGGAUAGUGAAAUUGACCUGGAUGAAGACGAGGAGGAGGAUGAUGUGGAAGAUGACAGCAUGGAAAUCUCCCUGAGCAAAUCCAGUCACCGAGCAAGGAAGCCAGAGCCACUAGAGGAAAGUGAUAAUGACUUCUGACCCUUCAGUAGCAGGACCUGGAGGCAUCUGGAAGUACAAACUUUGCAGGCUGGGAGCUGAUAUCCUGCUAUUUGUAAAGCAUUUGUCAGCAUGAAUUCAAGAGUUGGGAAAUAAUGUUCAUUAAACUUGAAAAUUAAGCUUGGAUUCCCAAUCUUCUGACUCCCAAAGCAUGAGCAGUUGAUCCAUAAUGAGAAUCACAGAAAUGGGGAGUGCAGUUAUUUCCAUAAUUGCAUUAGAACUGGCCCUCCUGCACUGCAGUGCCAAGGAAUCACACUCCAGUGAGCAUCAUGUCCUUCAUUUCCCUGCAUUUUAUUAUGUCCAAACAGAUUAAUUUUUGUUUUGGCUUAAUAAAACUGGAUUAAAAGCUGCUCUGGGAACACACUGAAAUGGAUU